Serpula lacrymans var. lacrymans S7.9 is the source of this 1172-nucleotide messenger RNA. RefSeq lists its product as uncharacterized. The record is from RefSeq and is a predicted model, not a curated record. The transcript is spliced from 3 exons. Bases 18 to 992 code for a protein of 324 amino acids. NCBI's taxonomy places the organism in Eukaryota, Fungi, Basidiomycota, Agaricomycetes, Boletales, Serpulaceae.
GUCGCUCAUCAGGUGACAUGGAUUUGAUAAAUCAUGAUUCAAUAUUACCAGGCUCAUCGCCACUAAGAGCAGCCAUCUGUGACAAACAGCGCUUAAACACCAGCGCUAGCCCAUUUAUUCCCAGCUACCACUCAUCUGUGGUGACUAUUAGGAGUGACGAUGGUACGGAGUUGAAGAAAGAUGGUCUACUACUACGGGGUUCACCGCCACCAACUGCAGCCGUCUGCGGUGGACAAAGUCUAAGCACCAGUGCUAGCCCGUUUGUUCCUGGCUCUCGUUUAUUGAAGGACACUAUAAAGAACAAGGAUGGCGUAGAGUUGACCCCGGAAAUUUUGAAGAAGCAUAGUCUAGCACCACCAAUUUUACCUGGUAGGUCUGCAGAUAGCCAUCCUACUCGGGUAGAGAGUGAGGAGUCAAAAAACAAGCAUUUGCACGAGCAAAAAUUGAAGAGUUGGCCAGAGAAAGAGAGCGAGCGGACACAGCAGGAGGCUGGGAAUAAGCACCAGCUGAUAAAGGAGGCGGACGAAAGGCAGCGAAUCCAGAGGGAGCAAGAUAUUACCCAACAACAACUGAAUGAACAAAAAAAGCUUAUUCAAGCUUGGUUACAGGAGACUAAAGAUCAGCAUGGGCAGGAUCUCGAAAACGCUCGAAUAUCCGAACUGCCAAAUAAAGUGCUGUCACCAUCGCCAUCAAUGCCUAUGGAGCAUAAUCUGAAUGCGACUGCUGACGAGGCGGAAACCAGUUCUGAAGCGGGGAAGAAACAUCCUGUGAUUGUACCUCGCACACACUCGCCUGAUAAGAGUCAGGAUGGUGCGGAAUGCGCCCUGGGAUCAUUGAACAAUCAUGAUAGAGGAUUUUCCAGAUCUUCUGAUGCGGUGGAAGAAAUGAGUGUAGAUGCGCUGACAAAGGCGAGACUGCUCGAGCGGCGUCAACAAAAGCAGGAUCGUAUCAAAAGCCUCUUGUCAAUGCUAGCGCAGCAGACUUUACCGUGAUGAAAUUGUUUAUAUCACAUACUUAAUCUGCAGAUGUAUCAGAAAGAACAGUGCUGAAGAAUAUAUUUAGCUCUGCGCAAUGCUUGCUCGACAUUAUUAUGGAAAUAAAAAAUUUGUCUUUGUGGUCACAGAUAUUCUUGUAUCACGUCGCUGUUUAUGUCUAUCUUUUUUUUGGCGCUC